AUAUAAGAAACGCAGACGGUUAGAAAAACGCACUGACUACAAUAGUAAUUCUCUCUAGGUUACGGUGGAACUACUUCUGUGUUCAUUGACCAAAACACACGCAGGCUGUGACAGCGCCGCUAGGUGUAGACAGGCCGUAGCGCUCACACAGAUAGCUGCGAACAGCGACAUCACUGUGAAGUUUAGUCUUCGAGAAAAUGGCCGCUAAUUGACGACGUUGAAGGACUGAUUGUGUGAACAAGGCUUUUCAUUUGCUUUCCGGAUCUGUGAGAACGCAUUGUGAUGACGUGUGAGAGACGGACCAAGUAACCUAGGUGUCUGGCGCGGGGGUUGAACGGGGAUUGUUAGAGAGAAGUCUCGAGAAAAUGAGUGUCCCUGGAGGGAGCCCUCAGCCAAGCUACCUGCUGGCUACACUGAAGGCUGACUGUGUCAAUAAACCUUUUCACCAAAGAUGCCAAGACCUUAGCAGAAUAAUUGAAGAUUUUCCUGCAAAGGAACUGCAUGCCAUCUUUCCAUGGUUAGUAGAGCAGGUGUUUGGCAGUCUAGAUGGCAGCAUUGUGGGCUGGAACCUAAGAUGCUUACAGGAGAAGACUACCCCUCUGGAAUUCCACGCUGCUUUGUUUUUUUUAGAUCCUAGCGGGGCAAUGAUGAAAUUAGUUUACAAACUUCAAGCAGAGGAAUACAGAUAUGAUUUUCCUAUAUCAUUCUUACCAGGUCCUGUGCGUUCAUCUAUACAGGAGAGAGUCUUGCCCAAGUGUCCUUUCUAUCAUAACAAGAUCCAGUUUCCAACCACUGGUGGACUAAGUCCACAUUUAUCUCUUAAUGCAUUUGAGUAUUUUACGUUCCACUUUGCCAUCUUCUUAAUCAUACAGAGGAACUUUAUCACAGGACAAGUAUGCAACUACUCUGAUAACGUUUACUACAUCUUGGUGGAAAAAUACCUAAACUGGUUCCUUCCUAUAGAUGGAAAUGUCCCACCUCCUCUUUUCUCCAACCUUGGUGGAGCUGUGCCAUCACCUGCACCUAGAUCCCCAUCAAUUUCAUUAACUUCGUAUGGGACUAACCCCAGUCUUUUGAAGAGACACAUUUCCCACCAGCACCUGGUGAAUGCAGACCCUGCCGCUCAGGAAAUAUGGAGGUCUGAAACCUUAUUGCAGAUAUUUGUAGAAAUGUGGCUUCACCAUUAUUCCCUUGAAAUGUACCAUAAAAUGCAGUCUCCGCAUGCCAAGCUGGAGGCGCUUCACCACAGGCUCAGUGUGUCCAGUACUUCCUACAUUAGUCCUGCUCUGCCCGGGUCCUUCCAUUCAUACCAAGAGUCUUUUCAGCCCACAGAAGAACAUGUCUUGUUGGUGAGAGUUCUUGUGAAACACCUGCACGCGUUUGCCAAUAGCCUGCGACCUGAGCAGUCAUCCCCUUCUGCUCACUCUCAUACGCCUAGUCCAGUGGAGGAGUUAAAAAGAGUUGUUAUCUCAAGAUUUAUUCAACCGAAGCUGUACAUCUUUCUGCAACAUUGCUUUGGCCACUGGCCACUGGAUGCCUCCUUCAGAGCAGUACUGGAGUUGUGGCUGAGUUACGUGCAGCCGUGGAGAUAUGUCCCUGAGAGACCAUCUUCACCUCUUGGCAGUGAACCACAGAUCCGUGUAGUCUCUGAAAAAUGGGCACCUUUUGUGCAGGAAAACUUGCUUAUGUACACAAAACUGUUUCUUCGCUAUUUGAACCGUGCCAUCCGUUGUGAUCUUGGCAGCACUAAGAAUGCACUAAUGCUUUUCAGAGCAGUAAAAGUUAUUUCUCAGCCCAAUCUACCUGACAUGAUCCAGAAAGGUGAGCAACUACUUCUAGAACCAGAACCUGUCCUGCCCCACCGGCAGCACCGACUUCUUAUGUCCCCAAGCCUUGGGGGAAGCUUUCUUUCAUCCUGGCAGCCGCCAAUUACAGAUGCUUCGUUCAAGAUCAAGAGCCAUGUGUACAGCCUUGAGGGGCAGGAUUUCCAGUACACACAAAUGUUUGGUAGUGAGACAAGGAAUUUGGUUCUUCGUCUUGCUCAAAUGAUCAUACAAGCCAAGCAAUCUGCUAAAUCCCUCUCUGACCAGUAUCCAGAUACAGGCAGCCAGACACUUUUCUCUUGGUUUGGGUUAAAUAGUCAAGAUCAGAACAACACUUACACAGGGAAUGACCUGGACGAGGCAGGAUAUGAUAGUGUCCGGAAAACAGACGAACACCUGGAAAAAGCACUGGAGUAUCUCUGUCAAAUUUUCCGGCUGAAUCCUGCCCAACUCAAUCAGCUUACAGUAAACCUUGGGAAUGCACAGGAUGAAAGCCAGAAGAAUCAACUGCCAGACUUCAUACAAAAUGAAAAUGGUGUUUACCUGACCCCACUUGGCAAACAACAGAUAAUAAAUGGAUUACGCAAGUUUGACAUACAGUACAGUGGGGAUCCUGAGCUCCAGCCAAUCCGUAGCUAUGAGAAUGCUACGCUGGUGCGAUUCCUCUACCAGCUUUCUAGUGUUUUAAAUGAAAGGUUUGGAUCUACAAUUACAUCACUAUGCAGAAGACAGGACUUUCUGGGAAGGUUUUGUAGUUACCAUCUGAUCAACAGACCCACUGCAAAGAGAAUGAGCCCCAUGCCUUCCAGUAGUACCUAUGACCCCACAGUUCCCCGAAUAAGUCUGCGAUUAUUUGCCAGUUAUCGAGUCCUAAUGUAUUUGUUCCUUUUCUACUUCAUGUGUGGCAGCAUGCUGUCUAUGGGACCGGUUUCCUGUACACUCUUUCUUUUUUGUGUGUAUGUCUUUUAUGCAGCUGUCAUGACUUUACUCACUGAACAUCGGAGGCCACACCAGGACUGAUAUUAUGCAUAAUUUUUUUUAUAAUUAUUUUUUUAAUGCCGUAGACAAUGUGUUUUAAUGGGCUAAAAAGAAAAAAAAUUAUAACAAUGCUCAAUUAAAGUCAAUGCUUUAUAUAAUUUUCCGGUCUGCUUUUGAAUUGGCUAAAUGGUCGGACAGAUUUCUGUCACAGUUCUCUGUGUGAAAAUCUACAGGAGUAGAAUAAUUCCUUAGAGUAGCAGAUCUAUGGAAACUAUCGAAAUAUAUUUGUUGCCUAUAGCUACUGAUGGAACUAUGCUUCUGUUCUGCAUGUGUGGAUUUUGUUGCUGGUUUGUAUGCCAUUCGACCACACAUUUCAUUGACUUGCAUUGGGUGAAACACACACCAUCCUUUUGAGACUUUGGAUGAAAAAAAAAGUUAUUUAAUAAUGUAGCUAAUGAACACAAUUAAAGCCUAAUGGGUUUUAUGGGACUUAAACCAAUACUCUUUGAUUUGUGGGUUGCCAAGACCCAGCACCCCUGCCCAAUUCCCAGUGAAUGGAGCUGGAAGGAGACAGCUCUGUACAUUGAUCGUGCUGGGUUACUGCAGCUCAGCUCCAAUGGCAGCAAAACUGCCUGCCUCAGUUAUUUUUUUUUCUUUUACUAUAUAUGCCAGCACCACAGCUCUGGCAAACAGCAGAUUGUCAUGUGGCAGCAGCCCACCGAUCAAAUAUUGAUUGCGUAGCCUGAGGAUAUGUCAUUAAUUUAUCUACUCAAUCACCAGAGGUUUAGAGAAUUUUAGAAUAUGUUGGUUUAGCCCCACAACACUCAAAAGUCUAUAAUGGUGGCAUUGUUUGUGUGUUAUGUGCCUUUGUCCACUAAACAUAAACUAAUGCCCAAAAAACUAUUUAACUACUGCCAAAGACAUAAUA
Messenger RNA from Hyla sarda, 3729 nucleotides. It is a transcript of the gene SMPD4, whose product is annotated as sphingomyelin phosphodiesterase 4. Gene Ontology annotation, molecular function: sphingomyelin phosphodiesterase D activity. Gene Ontology annotation, biological process: glycerophospholipid catabolic process; sphingomyelin catabolic process; ceramide biosynthetic process. The record is from RefSeq and is a predicted model, not a curated record. NCBI's taxonomy places the organism in Eukaryota, Metazoa, Chordata, Amphibia, Anura, Hylidae. The transcript has 19 exons. Bases 366 to 2843 code for a protein of 825 amino acids.